Messenger RNA from Oncorhynchus nerka (sockeye salmon), 4648 nucleotides. RefSeq names its product receptor activity-modifying protein 3-like. The record is from RefSeq and is a predicted model, not a curated record. Gene Ontology annotation, biological process: cellular response to hormone stimulus; protein localization to plasma membrane; regulation of G protein-coupled receptor signaling pathway. Gene Ontology annotation, molecular function: coreceptor activity. The transcript has 4 exons. NCBI's taxonomy places the organism in Eukaryota, Metazoa, Chordata, Actinopteri, Salmoniformes, Salmonidae. The coding region runs from base 223 to 765 and encodes 180 amino acids. Gene Ontology annotation, cellular component: membrane; cell surface; signaling receptor complex.
CAUUUUAACAACGAGAUGUGCAGGAAAGCACAUGUGGAGGUUUGAUAUUAGGAGCCAGAAUUGAGGAGGUGUUGCGGAGUUCGAAGUUUCAAACACGGGCUGACAAUUUUGCGUGACGACAGACUCGUGAACCACGAAGGAACUUGCGCGCGCGUGCUUUCAGUGAAUUUGGAUAAUUAUGGUUUGCCACAGACAUUCAUCACCCACCUGAGAUAUCAUUGAAUGCUUCUGAAUCGUGUGUGUGGGAUCUUUAUUCACGACGUGAUGGAUACAAAUCCUUUGGCUGUGUUGAAACUUCUACUUGUUGGAAUUUUGGUGAACUCUUGGAUGACAAGAGGAUUGUCAGCCACAGAGAAUAUCAAUGUUGAGUCUGUACCACGAAGGCCUAGUGUGGCUCUGUGCAACGAGACCCAGCUGCUGUGGGAGAUGGAGGUGUGUGGAGAGGGUUUCAAGCGAGAGAUGGCUUACGUGGAUCCCCAGAACUGGUGCAAUUUAACACACUUCAUCAGUGAGUACCACGUCUUCUCGCUGUGCACAGAGACCAACGCCGGGCGCAUCAACUGCUACUGGCCCAACCCGCUGGUGGAGAGCUACAUCAUCCGCAUCCACAAGCACUUCUUCUCCAACUGCACCCUGGAGAGGGUGAUCCUGGUGGACCCACCAGACGACACACUCACCAUCCUCAUCCUCAUCCCUGUCUUCCUCACCCUGGCUAUGAUCGCGCUGGUGGUGUGGUGCAGUAAGCGCAGCGACAUCCUGGCUUAAGAUGUUGGUUUGUUUGGUUCCCAUGUGACUGUGCAAUAUGACUGUCCAGAGACCUAUGAACUUCUUUGAAUGGAAAUACUUUAUUGAUCCCCAGAGGGGGAAUUGGGUUAGACAGGUAGCCUGGGAAGAGAGGUAGGGAACCUAUGAAGGGAACUUUUGUUUGUUCAUUGUGUCAUUUCAGGAUUAUGGUGUAUUGAAUGGACCAAAAGAAGCUACUUAACACCUUUGAGGGAGAUGCAUCCUAAAUCCAUUUUGCUAGCUUGAGACGGUCCAAGCCCUUUUGAGAGAUGUACAAGGACUCAAGGCACAGAGCUACAAGACAUUCAGGAUUUUUGAUCCUUGGUGUAAAAAGGGACAAACGCCCAGGGACUGCCUCAACAUCAUCACCUAUCAGACGCCAUUUAAGCUUGUGGUUAUAUAUUCUGGUGAAGAUUCUUCUCGAUGGGAGAACACAGACAAGUUGACACCUGAACUUGUACAAUACUUUUCUGUACCAGUGGCGUCUACCUAUAAAGACCCUGAGUUUUCCUUCCUUAAUUGCCUGCCAUUCUUUCUCAACAGCAGUGUUCCUGGCACCAUGGCCUUCUUCAUCCUCAUCUGUUAUGUGUUGUCACUAUCAGUUCAAGCUGCAAAGACGGAUACAACAAUUUCUUUCCAAAAAAUCCGAUUUUUACCCAACCCUGAUUUAACUUACCCUAACCACACCCCUAACCAUAUGCCUAACCAAAACCUUAAUUUAAGACCAAUGCUAAUUUUCAUGUUCAUGAUAUAGGCAAUUCUGACUUUGAAGCUUGGCCAUAGAAUGGGAACAAGCCCUAUAUGUGUCACUGAGACUAGAGAACUUGGUUUGUUUCUUGAAGUGAAAUGGUUGUUUGACUUCUUUAUUUAUCUUGUCUCUGGGUUGUCAUUGCAAUGCCCCAAAAGUUGUUAUCACUGAUCGCACUGCUCAUGUGGUGAAACCUCAGCAGGAAUUCUGCUCACUCUAAUUGUAAUUUAAUUUCACAGUUUAGUCGUUCUGGGAGGUAUGGGCGAUAGGAACAUAAAUCACUGUCAAGAUUAAGGACUCGUUUUGAGAGAAUUUCGUUGUGCCAGAACUUUUGAUAUUGAGGAGCUAUUGAAUUAUUUACUGUAAUGCUAUUUAAUGUUUGAAUUAAAUUACUUAGAAUUAGUCAAUGCUUUGGUUAUUAAUCAACAUGUCCAUAGGGCAAUUUGCCCCUUUUUGUCCUCUGCCGUUUCGAAACCAUUCCUACCUCUACUUCAAACUACACCUAUCUCAAUGUAACUCCAAUUCAAUUGAAACAUCCUUAGUACUGUGGUCAUAACAAAAUAAUAUUGUUUUGACAUUUCAGCGUGUAAAUGUAGUUAAACAGUCAAAUCCGCAAAAAAAAUCUGUUCUGACGUUUAGGUUAAUUUCAAGGUAAAACUCAACAUUGCUGUAUGAUACAUUACCAUAUGGGCAAAGCUACUAACAAGGCUGUAUGAACAUUUCAGAAGGGAUUGGGGGGGAUGUUCCUAUUCCUCAUCAGUGGUGUAAUGUACAUAAGUAAAAAUACUUUAAAGUACUACUUCAGUUUUUUUGUGUAUCUGUACUUUACUAUUUAUAUUUGACAACUUUUACAUUUACUUCACUAAAAUAAUGUACUUUUUACUCCAUACAUUUUCCCUGACACCCAAAAGUACUCGUUACAUGUUGAGUGAUUAGCAGGACUGGAAAAUGGUCAAAUUCACGUACUUAUCAAGUGAACAUGUGGACAUCCUUACUGCCUCUGAUCUGGCAGGCUCACUAAACACAUGCAUUGUUUGUAAAUGAUUAGUGUUGGAGUGUACCCCUGGCUAUUUGUACAUUUUAAAAACAAGAAAAUGGUGCCAUCUGCUUUGCUUAAUAGAAGGAAUAUGACAUUUUUACUUUUGGUACUUAAGUAUAUUUGACUAAUUCCAUUUACUUUUGAUACUUAAGUAUAUUUAGAACCAAAUACUUUUAGACUUUUACUCUAGUAUUUUACUGGGUGACUUUCACUUUACUUGAGUAACUUUCUAUUAAGGUAUCUGUACUUUUACUCAAGACAAUUGGGUACUUUGUCUACCACUGUUCCUCAUAUUCCAAUUUAAGACAAAGUCACUUUAUAAAAUGGGGACUAUUUCCUCAUUAUUAUGCGAUCAAAACAAACAUAUGAAUCUAAAGAUGUUGACAUUCAGCUCUGAUCAUCAGGAUGUCAAACGAAGUGAUAUACACUGAGUGUAAAAAACAUUAGGAACACCUUCUCGUUCCAUGACAUAGACUGACCAGGUGAAACCAGGGGAAUGCCAUGAUCUCUUAUUUAUGUCACUUGUUAAAUCCACUUCUGUCCGAGUAGAUGAAGGGGAGGAGACAGGUUAAAGAGAGAUUUUGAAGCCUUUAGACAAUUGAGACAUGAAUUGUGUAUGUGUGCCAUUCAGAGAGUGAAUGGGCAAGACAAAGUUUUUAGUGCCUUUGAACGGGGUUUGAGUGUGUCAACAACUGCAACGGUGCUGGGUUUUUCAUGUUCAACAGUUUCCCAUUGUGUAUCAAGAAUGGACCACCACCCUGUUGUAACUCUCCUGUGACGAUCUGAAGGAUCAGGUUACAGUGGGUCCGCUUAUACAGCAUGCUCUCUCUCGUAGAGGGGGAGAGCGGGAAGUCGGCUGUUUUAUGGCGGUCGUAAAAUACGCUGCCGCUAUGCUCUGUGGUGUUCGAGAUUGGAAUGUAAACUGUGGAACACAGAGAGACACUUGGACAUCAAAAGUUUGAAUAGUUAAACAAUAUAUUUUUGAGAAUGUGGGAAUGGUCCAUGGGUAUUUAAAGAACAAUCCUGUCAAAGUUGUUUUAUUUUGUGACAUCAGGAAAGGCAGUAGGACAAGAUAACGGUAUCUAUGGAAGUGCACAUUCCUCAGUUAUUCGUUUUCUACCUGAAUGUUGUAUAAAAUGAAUGAGUAAAUAUGAAACUAUUUGUGAAAAGAUGUAAUGUGAUGUUAGCCUUCUAAAUGAGAAAAGUUAUCUUCAUAUAAAAGGGUUUAACGAAGUCGGUGGCCAUGCCCACCUGACCAGACAUCUCAUUAGGCAUCAUGGAACUGCCCCUUCUUCCACAGAGUAUAAAACCCACUUCCGACCAAAUUUACACAAGAUCAGAAAACAUGAAGCCGUACCUAUGUUGAAAUGGUUGGCAAUUUAAACUAGAGUCAAGAUAAGGGCGGGAUUAGGUCCCCACGUUGGAAUGGCUGUCACUCGAGACCAAAACAUGCCAGGUGAAGCUGUUGUGUGAAGUGGUUCAAACUACAACUCUAUCAAAGGACAAGAUCAGAAAACAUGAAGCGGUAGCUGCAUGUUGAAAUGGUUGGCAACUCUGCAAGAGUUAAAAACGUAGGGAUGAGGUCCCCACAGUGAAAUGGCAAAUAAAUCUACAAACUAAAGAACAAUUUUUCAGACUGUUUAAAUACUUUAGUCUGGUAAACGCAUCCGAUCCUAAGAACAGUCCCGUAUAGUACUCUGAAGUAUCCAUUCUAACAACCUACGACUUUAAUCUCUGGUGGACAAAUCAGAGACUCUGUCGACUGACUAUCCGGCAGACUGACCGGCAAUCGCAGAGAGGGACAACAAAGGCAGACACUCGUAAAUAUGUAAAUUGCAAUACUUUUCGAAUGAGCGGUUGUUCAUAUUCAAAGUAUUAGCAGUGUAGUAAUCCUCUGAGUUUCCCUGAAGUGGUCCCCACCCCUUUCCUUUGUCUACCAAGCCAUCAUAUCGGUUUUGUCCGCUAGAGACUUUUUCUUUGUAUCAUGUAGUGACCGAUGUAUGAACUAUUUGUGUGUGUGUUUAUGUCAUUCUGUGAUUGAUUAAGUUAGUUAGUAAAUAAAUAAAUAAUUAAGACAA